Epinephelus moara (kelp grouper) is the source of this 4384-nucleotide messenger RNA. RefSeq names its product leucine-rich repeat-containing G-protein coupled receptor 6 (gene lgr6). The transcript is spliced from 18 exons. The record is from RefSeq and is a predicted model, not a curated record. Gene Ontology annotation, biological process: G protein-coupled receptor signaling pathway. Gene Ontology annotation, molecular function: protein-hormone receptor activity; protein binding. Gene Ontology annotation, cellular component: membrane. Lineage: Eukaryota; Metazoa; Chordata; Actinopteri; Perciformes; Serranidae. Bases 417 to 3320 code for a protein of 967 amino acids.
GAGAUAUAUACAAGGAGUGAGGGAGUGAGAGGGAGAGAAGGAGAAGGAGAAAGAGAGACUGUUUGGGGAGAAAGACAGUGAGAAAGGAGAGGGCAGAGUGAGAGGGAAGAGGGGAGAGAAGUUACAACAAAGUUAACCCCUGGGAUGAAGUGGUGACUGAGAGAUAUAGAGAGGAGAGAUGAGGACAUAGAGAUUGUGACAGGGACAGACUCACAGUGUGGACAACCUGCACACCACAGAAAGGCAGUGAGGGGCUUUUGAACAGAGCCAGGAUUAUUUGGAGAAGCAAAGACAGAAUCACUGGAGCCUCCUCACUUGAUUAAAGCUGCCUCUUCAAUCAUCAGAGAGGACUUAAAGAGAGUGUGAGCAGACAGAAAGCUCUACAGGUGUAGCUGCAGACAGGUGGACACUCAGACAUGCUGCCUGUGCUUCUGCUCCUCUGCGUGGCUGGAGGAGUUUGGGGGUCCGCCCCCGGAGUGUGGGGGUACGGACGGAUCCAGGAGAGACAGGGGCCGGCGGCACCGCUGUGCCCAUCUCCGUGCCAGUGUGAAGAAGAUGGGAUCUUUGUCAUGGUGGACUGCUCGGAGUUGGGACUAUCGUCUGUGCCGAACAACCUCAGCCCUCUCACCACUUACCUGGAUCUGAGCAUGAACAACAUCAGUGAGAUCCAGCCCAGAGCCUUCCACCGACUGCACCUGUUAUCAGAACUGCGUAUCUCAGGGAAUCAACUGAGGUAUAUCUCAGGCCACGCUCUCCAGGGUCUCCACAACCUCAAAGUUCUGAUGCUGCAAAACAACCAGCUGGAGAGACUUCCUGAUGAUGCUCCAUGGGACCUACCCAACCUUCUGUCCCUGCGUCUUGAUGCGAACCUGUUGUCUGAGGUUCCGGCUGGGGCCUUCAGAGGGGUUCGCGCCCUAAGACACCUGUGGCUGGACGACAACUCCCUGACAGAAAUCCCAGUGACGGCGCUGGACUCUCUGCCCUCCCUGCAGGCCAUGACGCUGGCCCUCAACCAGAUCACACACAUCCCUGAUUACGCGUUCACCAACCUCUCCGCCCUUGUCGUACUACAUCUUCAUAACAACCAGAUCCAGAGCAUGGGCGCGAGAUGUUUUGAAGGUUUACACAGUCUGGAGACACUGGAUUUAAACUACAAUGAUCUGCAGGAGUUCCCUGUGGCCAUCAGGACACUGAGUAAGCUUCAGGAACUGGGCUUCCAUAACAACAAUAUCAAAGCAAUCCCUGAGAGGGCCUUCGUGGGAAACCCUCAGCUCCAAACCAUUCAUUUCUAUGAAAACCCCAUCCAGUUUGUGGGAAAAUCCGCUUUCCAGUUCUUACCUAAGCUGCACACACUCUCCCUUAACGGGGCAACCCAGAUUCAAGAGUUUCCCGAUCUGAAAGGAACCACCAGCCUGGAAAUUUUGACACUGACUCGGGCCGGUCUCUCAGCUCUCCCUCUGGAUCUAUGUGAGCAGCUGCCUCGCCUCAGAGUGCUGGAGCUGUCUUACAACCAGAUCGAGGAUCUGCCCAGCUUUUACCACUGCUCCGCACUGCAAGAGAUAGGGCUACAGCAUAACAAAAUCAGGAGGAUAGAGUCCAGCACCUUCCAGCAGCUCACCUCUCUGAGAGCUCUUGAUCUGAGCUGGAAUAUGAUCGAGUGGAUCCACCUGGAUGCGUUCGCCUCGCUUCACUCUUUGAUCAAACUGGACCUGACUGAGAACCGUCUCAGCUCAGUACCUGUUGCAGGUUUGGGGGGUCUCACCCAUCUCAAGCUGAGGGGCAACACAGAAUUAUACGAGGCCUUCAGUCCUGAUUACUUCCCUCGAAUGAGGGUUAUAGAGAUGCCUUAUGCCUACCAGUGCUGUGUGUAUGGUUCCUGUGAUAGCUACAAACCAGCCGGCCAGUGGGACACGGAGCAGAGCAAUACUGACGAGGACUUACACAAGAGGACUGUACCAGUGUAUCCUAUUCACGCCGACACAAACUAUGAUCCUGACCUGGAAGAGUUCCAACUAGAAAUAGAGGAAUCCAAACUACAGACCAGUGUCCAAUGCACACCCACUCCAGGUCCUUUCCGUCCCUGUGACUCUCUGUUGGGCAGCUGGCUGGUCCGUGUGGGCUUGUGGUCCAUCUCCUUGGUGUCUCUUCUGGGGAACUCCCUCUUGCUCUUGUCCCUCUUCGGCUCACCCGGCUACCUGUCGCCGCUCCGCUUCACCGUGGCCUGCAUGGGUGCUUCCAACCUGCUGACAGGUGUGUGCACAUGCACCCUGGCCCUUGUGGACGCUCUGACCCUGGGAGAGUUUGGUCACCAUGGUGCCCGCUGGGAAGGGGGUCCUGGCUGUCAGGCAACAGGAUGGGUGUGGGUGUUUGCAUCUGAGGCGAGUGUGUUGUUGCUGACUCUGGCAGCUGUGCAGUGUGGCGUGAGCGUGACAUGUGCCCGUGCCUACGGCAAGUCCCCAUCCCUUGGGAGUGUGCGCACAUGUGCACUUUUCUGCCUAACUCUCUCCCUCACCCUUGCUUCUCUCCCACUGGUAGGAGUUGGGGAGUACGGGUCCUCACCUUUCUGCCUUCCCUCACCCCUGCCGCCCCCAUCCUCUCGACUGCCAUCCUCCCUGGGCUUUCCCCUGGCGCUCAUUAUGAUGAACACUCUGUGCUUGCUUAUAGUCACAGGCUCAUACAUCCGUCUGUACUGGGAGUUACUUAGGGGAGAGUGCGAAGGCCUGUGGGACUGCGCUAUGAUUAAACAUGUUGCCUGGCUAAUAUUCACCAAUGGCCUCCUCUAUGUACCAGUAGCUUUCCUGUCCCUCUGCUCUCUCCUGGGUCUCCUCUCUCUGGGGGAGGAGGUGCUAAAAUCAGUUCUCCUGCUUCUCCAGCCCCUGCCUGCUUGCCUCAACCCCCUCCUCUUCCUCCUUUUCACAAGAGACCACGCCCAGUUUUUCUUCUGGCCUCACCCCAAAGCACGUCCACAGCUACGCCGGGACCGCACCCUGGACUCGCUGGUGUCUGUGGAGACAGAGAAGAGCUCCUGCUCCGACUCUUCGACACAGGUGUCACUCGCUGAUGCCCUUUACAGCGGGGGGUCCUCUCUUCAACCCCGACUGGAUCCAAUCAGGUUUUCCCACUGCUCCUCUACUUCCUCAGUCCCUCUCAUCCCUUGCCAGAUACCCACUCCCACUGCCAGAGAUAGAGACAGGGUGACAGAAGGAGAGGGGAGCCUGAGCGACGAUGAAUGUCUGAAGAGUUUGGAUCAAGAUGUGAUUCAUAACACUUGCCCUCUGUAUCACUCUACCAUGACUCCUUCCCUCACCUCUCAUCCGUGAGCCUCAAAGCUAGCUGUCUGAAUAGCUGGGACACUAUGGACACUAAAGGACCAUCAUUGACACAACAGCAGCAAGACCGGCUCAGUCCUCAAGCGCCUCACAAUGAGUCCACACAGAGACUGUAGAGUACUCUAGAGAAGCCUAUGAGAACACAACAAAGUGCCUCUGAAAAUGGAGAGUGCAACUUAAAAGUUCCCUUCACAGUAAAGACUAUUAAAGGAAACACCACAGCACAUGUCUGUUAAAAUAAAGGACAAUUUCAGACACUACCCAGGGGACUGUGUCAGUCAUGGACUCACAUGGCAAAAAGAAAGCUCAAGCAAAAGCUGUCAUGGAAAAUCUAAGCAUCGGACAAAUCAAUGGUUUAGCCAGGGGAAAUAAAGGUAGAACCAGUAGAAUUUUACGUGUAAAUGUUUAUACUGAAAUGUGAUCGUGAGACAUGCAGCUUAGAGGUUACAGAUUGUUUGGUUAUAUUUUAAGUGGACUUAUCUUUGUUUUAAUACAAGUUCUAUUCUAUUGCUUCAGUCUGUUUCAAAGAAAGGGAGUCAUUAUCAGACACACCGGGACAUUUUUUUACCAGAGUAAGCUAACAUUUUUCAUUCACAGAAAUGUUAUUGUCAGAUAUCUUUCUUUGCAACUGAGUAAUAGCCUUUAUGAGAAUGUUAUUCUUUAUGUGGCAGCAAAAAUGCAACAGGAAACAUGUCGCACAGUUUCAUACGGUUUACACAAUUUUGUCUCAAAUAUGCAAAUCUGCCUGACAAGAGGCAAGCGCUUAUACAGACUGAAUGGGAUGUAGCUAUCUUUCUACAGACGUUAGAGUAAACUAGCAAUAUGUACAUACAAUGUAACUACCUCUGAACUAGCAUGGUAUUGACUCACUACAGCCUUAUGAUGUCUGUCUCUCUUUUUAUAUGAUAAACAGCAAAUAUAUAAUUUUAUAUAUUAAGAAAUAAAUCCUUAGUUUGUAAAAAAACAAACCUUUGCUAUUUAGGAUGUACAUACUUUGUAUACAACUGGUAAGCAUAUGUUUGAAUAAAAUUAUCUUCAUACUGUAUAUUCCAUCU